Aspergillus pseudotamarii is the source of this 1629-nucleotide messenger RNA. Its product is annotated as cytochrome P450. Bases 1 to 1629 code for a protein of 542 amino acids. Gene Ontology annotation, molecular function: heme binding; iron ion binding; monooxygenase activity. NCBI's taxonomy places the organism in Eukaryota, Fungi, Ascomycota, Eurotiomycetes, Eurotiales, Aspergillaceae. The record is from RefSeq and is a predicted model, not a curated record. The transcript is spliced from 3 exons.
AUGAUGCUCUUCUCUUCCUCUCAUGCGUAUUGUCUUUUGGGUAUCUUUGUUCUCUCUUUGCUUCUCAGACCUGUUCUGGUCUAUAGCAGGGAUCCACUAGGUCUCCGAAAAUACCCUGCACCUAGCUGGUUGGCAGCUCUAACGCCGCUCUGGUUGGUCCGUGCUACAUGGUCUCAGAAUAGGUCUAGGAUCAUCCAUAGAGAGUUUCAGCGACUUGGAGAUGUGAUACGUGUUAGCCCCGACCACAUCAUUUUCAACGAUCCGGCUGCGGUGAAAGAUAUCUACGGUGUCCUGGCCAAUUCCCAAGGUGUGCACAAGGAUGCCUUUUACGACCGAGUAGCCAGUGACACUCAUGAUCUCGUACAACUACGCGACCGUGGGGAGCAUUCCAGCCGUCGUAAAGCGAUUGCGAAUGCGUUCGCGGCCAAGACGGUGGUCAAUAUGGAAUCGGUGAUCAGAUAUCACUUCCACCAGCUCCUCAGAAGGAUUGACCAGGAGAUCGAAAAGGAGGUUACUGGAAAGGAGUCAUUCUUGAACUUGCGGCUAUGGUUUAACUAUUUCACGCUUGAUGUCAUCGGAGAUAUGGGAUUUGGCCGCCCGAUGGGGUUUCUUCAAAGCAUGUCCGAUAGGACAGAGGCAGAAACCCAGGACGGGAAAAGAUAUCUGGUGAUGAAUAUGAUCGACAGCCUUCACAAAGGGGUGCGGUACGGGUUAUCUAUGGGAAAUGUGACCUCACAUCGCCUCAUCCAUUUCCUGAAACGUGUUGUGGAUCUCUUCCCACCUUUGGCAGUUCGCUUGGGAAGCACUGGUGGCAGCGACUUCGAAGACAUCUGUAUCCACAAGCUCCGCACACGCCUUCUUGAAGGAGCGCCAAACCGUGUGUCAGGGGAUUUCAUGAAAUAUAUUUUGGAGGAUAAGAAGCGAUCGAGCGAGAGCAACUCCUUCUCGCACGAGCAGUUCCGCUCUCUUGUUGCGGACACAAUGAUGAUGAUGAAUGCCGGCUCAGACACCACCGCGUCCGCACUUACCUCAACUACUUGGUAUCUGCUCAGGCACCCACAAGCAUUGACCAGACUACGUAAAGAGCUCUCCGACCAUAUAGGGCGUAUGGAGACAAGCGGACUCUCAGCGGACGAGUCUAUUUUCGCCUAUGACGUCGUAAAGGAUCUUCCCUUCCUGCGCGCUUGUAUUGACGAGUCUCUUCGCCUGAGAUCACCAUUAGCCUACCAGCUGCCGCGCCUCGUGUCUCGUCCCACCAUCAUUGCCGGACAUAAAAUCAUGCCCGGUACUGUGGUCGCUGCUGCUCCGUACUCUAUUCACCGCCACGCUUCUCUUUUCCGUGACCCGGACGAGUAUUGCCCGGAGCGCUGGGUCGACUUUGACGAAGAUUUUCCCAAUCAGAUAGAGGACCUGAAAAAGUAUAACAUCGUUUUCAGCCAGGGAAGUCGGGCCUGUAUUGGACGGCACUUAGCAAUCGUCGAGCUGCAAAUGCUUAUUCCCACGCUUGUGAUGAGGUAUCAUAUGGAGCUCGAACAGAAGAGUAAGACGGAAUUGAAGGUUUUUGAGAGAUUUAACAGCAACCCUGGGCCAAUGCUGGUGAGUCUUAGAAAGAGGACCACAUCUGGGUAA